AUACUCUCCAAGAAAACGGAUGGUUGUAUAGAUUUAACAUUGACUGGUCUUGCCUCAUAGAUGGCCCCAUCACUUCAAGUCGGGUUGACUUACAAGGGCUGCAACCCGAUCGGCUCUUCCCACUUUCUUCAGCCAGCGUCUGCCCCUUUUCCCCCCCUCAAAAUACUCAUUUAAACUCGCCUCUCAAGCCUCUUGAUCCUACCAUCCCUCCCUACUAGAAUACUCCUCAAAACCAUCUCUACCUAAAAAAAUACACAUUUAGAUCCACUUCUUAACCCAUCAACCUCUCCUACUAUGGCAUUCUGUUCACCUUGCAAUCGUGGCUUCAAUGCCUACCAUAGUUACAUACAACACUUAAAUAAUUCACCUCGACAUCGCCAUGAUCCAAACUCUCUGCCGUUUCGGCCACCAGCAGCCGGACUGCAUUGCGUCGCAUGUGGACGCGUCUUCUUCACCAGAGUCGAGUUUGUACGGCAUGUCUACGACUGUACAAACCAGAUCAUGGAUUACGAGUGUGCCUGUGGUCGACAGUUUGCCCGAGAAUCGUCAUUAGUGGCGCAUUUCGAGAGGUUGACAUGUCCGUCAUGGGUUGAUCUUCGGUUCGUCGACAACUAUUUCAGCGGCCGUUGCGACCCCGACGGACGAUUUGUUCGCAGUGAGAGGAUCAGCCAGGAGCCUCCCAUGCCCAACUUCGAGCUCGAUGGACGAGGUCGCUACUGGUGCAGACUAUGUUACAAGCGGUUUCGAACUCCAUACGAACUGACAUGUCAUGUGUGGAGUCCCCCACACAAGAAUUGGGGUCUCCGGGCCUAUCAUUGCCCAUCGGAACGCUGCCAACAAUCAGAGUUCUUCUGUUUGAGCGACCUGAUGGCCCAUCUUGAGACUGGCCAGUGUGAGGAACACCUCGGACGGGAACUGUCCCAGCGAGUCAUCGCCCUAGUGGACGUUGUAGGCUAUCUUUAAACUACAAACGUGCUCUGGUCUUUCUUUUUCUUCCUCUUGACUUCAGUUUCCUCCUCUACCUAAAUCGGAUUGGAAUUUAUUGAAGAGUUUCGAUCGAUCUCAUACCCCGAACCAAGAACGACGGAGGAACGUUGGACAUGUAUCACUCCGAUGAAAGCUCAAAUCACUUUCUUCAUCGACUAUGUUUGAUUAUUUCGGCUGCUUCUAACUCGAUGUAUUAUGAUACAAAUUUCAACUUUUACUUCUCAUAA
This is a messenger RNA of Puccinia graminis f. sp. tritici CRL 75-36-700-3, 1214 nucleotides long. RefSeq lists its product as uncharacterized. Lineage: Eukaryota; Fungi; Basidiomycota; Pucciniomycetes; Pucciniales; Pucciniaceae. Gene Ontology annotation, biological process: regulation of DNA-templated transcription. The record is from RefSeq and is a predicted model, not a curated record. The transcript is spliced from 3 exons. Bases 295 to 963 code for a protein of 222 amino acids. Gene Ontology annotation, molecular function: RNA polymerase II cis-regulatory region sequence-specific DNA binding; DNA-binding transcription factor activity, RNA polymerase II-specific.